AAUCCCUCCACCACACACAUCUACCCACAGCCGCCGCCUCCACAGCCAAUCCAUCCAACCUCUUCUUCCUCCUCCCGCUGCUCGCCCCCCUUCAUUCCUCCAAACCCUAGCGCAAACCCUAAUGUCCACCACCGCACACCCUCCUGCCUCCCUCUCAGGGGACUCCUCGCCGACUACCUCCGGCUCAUUCUCCCCCUCCUCCUCCGCCGCCGUCGCUGGCUCCGAUGAGCCCGCGCUUCUCGGGCAAGCCACCUCGACUUCCACCCCCUCUGCUGCCGGGGAUGACGCCACCGUACCCUCCUCGCCCCAAAUGGGCAUGUACUUCGAGACGGAGGACGACGCCUACGAGUUCUACAAGGCAUACGCCGCCCGCCUUGGCUUCGUCGUCCGCAAGUCCAACAAGUCCAAGAACUCCCGGCACACCGUCACCCGCCGUCUCUUCGUCUGCUCCAAGCAAGGUUUCCGCCAAGAACCCAAGAAGCCUCAAGAUGAGACCAACGCCACCGACGUCACCGUUGCUGCACCGCCACCGCCUCCUAGGUGCCCGGACUCACGCACCGGCUGCCUGGCGUCCCUCACCAUCAAGCUACUCCCUUCGGCCAAUGCCUUCCGUGUCACUGAGUUUGUAGCCCAGCACAACCACCCGCUCGCCUCUGCAGUGUCCGCGGUGUCACUGGCAAUGAUUCCGUCAAGUUCUUCGCAUCACACCAUUGCCGCUGCGGCAAGCUUGCCGGACCCAAGGGACGGGCCACGCCCAGAGAUGCACUUCGAGACGGAAGAUGACGCCUAUGCCUUCUACAACCGGUACGCCGAGCAUGUGGGUUUCAGCGUCCGCCGCUCAUACAAGAAGCGCAAGCAUGGGGUGAUCGUGUCUCGUAUCUUUGUUUGUUCCCGUGAGGGCGUCAGUGACCGUGCCAAGCAUGAUGGCCUAGCCAGUAUCAGCGCCAAUGCUGGUGGAGGGGCACCAGGCACACCUAGGCCAGGCCCACCACCAACACGAACAGGUUGCCAGGCAAGAAUGGUGAUCAAGAUCACCCCAUGCCGAACAUACCGGGUUGCUAAAUUUAUUUCGGAGCAUAAUCACCCACUCGCUAACUCAGAGACCGUGCACAAGCUGCGGUCCCAUAAGAUGAGGGCUCGAGGGCACGAGCUUGGCCCAGGGGAACUGCAUCGAAGGAAGCAGGGAAAGGGUGUGCAGCUUGGGGAUGCUGGUGCUGCAUUGGAAUACUUGGAAGGGUUGCAGGUGGGAAACCCUUCACUGUAUUAUGCAGUAGGAAUGGCACCUGAUGGGAAUUCAGCUGUAAAUUUCUUCUGGGCUGAUGCAAAGUCAAUCAUCGACUUCAGAAGCUUUGGUGAUGUCGUUUGCUUUGAUACAACAUAUGGGCUGAAUGUGUAUGGGCGACCAUUUGCAUUGUUUGUUGGUGUGGACAACCACAAGCAGUUACUCGUGUUUGGUGCAGCCUUGCUCUAUGAUGAUGGCAUCCAGUCACUGAAAUGGGUAUUUCAGGCGUUUGCUGAUGCCAUGCGUGAUAGGCAGCCAAAGACUAUUCUGAUUGAUGAGCGUUCUGAAUGUUCCAUUGCAGCAGCAGAGGUCUGGCCUGGGAGUAACCAUUGCACAAGCGUGUGGCAUAUAUACCACAGUUCAAAGAGGCACUUGAAGCAGGUGUUCGAAAGCUCGAAAAGUUUUGGCAAUGCUUUGAGCCAGUGUCUCUUUGACUGUGAGGAUAAGAUGGAGUUCUUGUCUGCAUGGGAAAAGCUAAUUGAGAAACAUGACAUUGGUGAGAGUGAAUGGCUCAGCAGACUAUUUCUAGAGAAAGAAAAAUGGGCUCUGCCUUAUAGGAGAACUGUGUUUUCUGCUGAUAUUCUCAGUACUCUUAGAAAGGAUAGUAUGAUUAAUGAGCUAAAACGGGAGCUCAGUGAGCAAGAAGAUAUUCUGCUGUUCUUCAAGCGUUAUGAGACCAUACUGGAAGAGCAUCGCUCAAAGAAAUUGCAGGCUGAUGUUGAUGGAAAUCAGGUGACUUUGCCAAUCCCGUCCUUGCGAAUGUUAAAACAAUCUUCAAAUGCAUAUACACCUGAAGCUUUCAAGAUGUUCCAGGGUGAGUUUGAGGCUUACAUGAACUGCAUGUCCUUCCCCUGCAGUGCGGUUGGGACAGUGUCAGAGUACAAAAUAACACUUGAUGAGAAGCCAUUAGAGGCCAUUGUGAAAUUUGAUGCACUAGAUGGCUUGGGCACUUGCAGCUGCAGGAAGUUUGAAUCUGUUGGAAUCCAGUGUUGUCAUGUACUAAAGGUACUUGAUCUCAAGAAUAUCAAGGAGCUCCCAGAACAAUACAUUUUGAAGAGAUGGAGGAAAGAUGCCCGCUCUGUUAGAAUGGGAGAAGAACCUAACUGUGGAUCUAGCAGUAUCAUGCGGUCAUCUUUGGAUGUUCGCUUCUCUAACAUGUGCCGUAUGGUUAGCCUUAUAGCUUCAAGGGCCGCCAAAUCUGAGGAGGCAAUGUCAUACAUUGAGAGUCAAUCAAGCGUUCUUCUGAAGCAUCUGGAUGAAAUUCUACAGACAGGCUAUCCUGAGAAUGGAAACCAUGAUGUUGCUUCAAGUAGUCAAGCAAUUUCUUUUGUAGGAAAUCAUCCUGACCAUACAACACAAGCAAGAGCAGUUGCACAUACAGCGAAUGGUAUAAUGUUUUAACAUUCCAACUCAUUAUAGUUUAGCAUGUUAUAAUAGAGGGGGCAGAUUGUAGGUUGCGAGACUCCUAAAUUGGACUGGUGGAUGCUUGGAGGGCAGGCAUCAAAACUAUGUUGAAUUUUAAUUUAGUCUCUUGUCCUCUGUGUUGUUACCAACGUGUUUCAAGUCUCUAUUUUCUAGUCAUGUGAGGACUUCCAUGAUACACCAACAUGGGGAGAAGACCACCACAACCGGCGGACAGGCUAGGGGCAGUGAGGCUAAGGGCUGGCGUCCUGGCUAUGCCCUGCCCAUUAUGUUAGGAGAUACGAGAUUGUGUUAAUUUAAGGACUGACAUCCUUGUUGGGAAUUUCUGCUUAUCCUGAAUCCAGUGGACAAUUGAAAGGUUCAGUCGGUUCCUUGUAGUUUAGCCAAAUCUAUGUUGAAGUAUGGCUAUGUACAGUACUUAUAUGUUGCCAUGUUGAUGUAAGCAAGUAUAUCCUGAAGACCUUGCUGUUUCCAAUUUGGUAAGACUGGUGCUAAUUAUAAUCAAUUAUUAUAAGAGUAUGAUUUUUUUGACUUCAUUGCAUUUAUUCCAUGAAAUGUGAUGAUUGGUUGAUCAAUGAUCUCUAUCUAAUAAACAAGGACUGGUGUCUUUUGAAGACAGUUGGAGAAGAGCUGCUAAAUUACUCGUGCUAUAUUUAUUCUCCCAUGUGCAAUUUAAAAAUGCACACAGACUAGACAGCUGCACUUGCAUGCCAGAAUCAUUUAUGUCCCCUGCUGUCCAGUUCUGCGGUACUCCCUCCGUUCCACAAUGUAGUGCGCCCGCGCUUCCCGAGGUCUAAGUUUGACCAUAAAUUUAACCAACGAGACCGACUGCGGCGGGAGCAAAAAUCAUACCACUGAAUUCGUAUUUUUGCUCCCACUGCAGUUGGUCUCGUUGGUUAAAUUUAUGGUCAAACUUAGAUCUCGGAAAGCGUGAGCGCUCUACAUUGUGGAAUGGAGGGAGUAUUAUGUUUGUCAGAACUAGCCAUUUCUGGUCACCACUGCGGGAAGCUCUGCUGCUAAACAGCAUCCUUAUGGACAGGGGGCCAGUUGGCAUGUCUGGUUCACAGUCUGCAUCCAGCCAUCAACAGAAUUGGGGUAAUAUGCCGCUUCUGACACGGUGAAGUUUGCGUCUACAAACACCAUGGAGAGGAAAGGCAGCUGAAAAAACAUAGAUGUGAGAUGACAAUGAAGUGGAAGAGCCAUUUGUGGUAUGGGGAUGCAGCAACAAGUUUUGGAAAUGGUGCAUGCAAGAGGAAGAUGGAACCAUGUAUAUUUAUAGCCGCUGUGGGUUUCUCAUGAGUCAAGAUUUGGAAACCUUUGCCCUUCGGUUUUGAAUGGCUGAGACAUGGGAUUGGAGACAUUUUUCUCUCUGGUGUAUGUGUACCUGCAACUUCUUGUUCAUCCUAUGCUGCAUAAGCUAUAGUUCAUGUAAAAGAGUAUUUUGGCCUUUUGCACCUCUUUGUACUAUAUACUUAUCCGGCCUGUUUGAAGAUAUUGUUCUGUGGACUGGUGGA
This is a messenger RNA of Aegilops tauschii subsp. strangulata, 4218 nucleotides long. NCBI's taxonomy places the organism in Eukaryota, Viridiplantae, Streptophyta, Magnoliopsida, Poales, Poaceae. The record is from RefSeq and is a predicted model, not a curated record.